AUGCACUUCAAGUCAAUUUUGCCGCUUCUGGGCCUGGCUGCCUCUGCCUCUGCCCAGGUCAGUGCUUCGCAAAUGACCGCUAAUAUCGACCAAAUCACACAGAAGUCAUCGGAAACCAACGAUAUCGCCAAGAGUAUAUCCGUCACGAACUUCUUUAGCACCGCCCCUCAAUUGAUCAACAGCUUUAGGGACAUAAUUCAGACCGCCUCCGAUGAUGUCACAUCCAUGAACGACGGUAAAUCGAAGCGGUCUCUCAAAGCUCGCCAGGAAUGCUUGGAUCUCGAGGACCCCGAGCAGUGCCUCGCAGACCUUGGAGAACUAGUGGAUGACCCCAGUGAGAUCCUAGGAGAUAAGCGCGCUCUUCGAGCUCGUCAGGAAUGCUUGGAUGUCACAGACAUAGAGCAAUGUCUUGCUGACCUUGGAGAGCUUGUUGAGGACCCGGGCGAAAUCCUUGGAGACAAGCGCUCUGUCAAGGUUCGUCAUGAAUAUGCGAGUGUGUCCCGCUGGAGAGAGAUUGCUAAUAUCUUGAACCAGACUGUUGGAAAGAAGAGACAGGACCCCCCUGCCUACAGUGAUAGCCAGCAGCAGGGCAUCUGCAAUGCUUUCAGAAGCUUCGUCAUGGUGCAUCAGGAACUCCUGAAGACUGUCAUCGGCAAGCAUGGCCUGUUGAGCUUGACUCCCUUCACCCAACCGGUUGCGCAAGUGCUCCGGGUUUUGGAGGGAGGUGUUGACACGCUUGCCUUUGGUAUCAUCGACAGUGUGCCAACCUGUGCUCAGGAAGCCACCCAGAACAAGAACAGCCUAGACAUGACUCUUGAAGAGGCCCAGAACACGUACGACUCUAACUGA
This is a messenger RNA of Aspergillus puulaauensis, 849 nucleotides long. RefSeq lists its product as uncharacterized. The coding region runs from base 1 to 849 and encodes 282 amino acids. NCBI's taxonomy places the organism in Eukaryota, Fungi, Ascomycota, Eurotiomycetes, Eurotiales, Aspergillaceae. The record is from RefSeq and is a predicted model, not a curated record. The transcript is spliced from 3 exons.